Molecule: messenger RNA, 4016 nt
Organism: Dioscorea cayenensis subsp. rotundata (Guinea yam)
Lineage: Eukaryota; Viridiplantae; Streptophyta; Magnoliopsida; Dioscoreales; Dioscoreaceae
Product: nodal modulator 1
Exons: 27
Coding region: 6-3713 (1235 amino acids)
Cellular component (GO): endoplasmic reticulum membrane
Molecular function (GO): carbohydrate binding
Source: RefSeq, a predicted model, not a curated record
AGUGAAUGGGGUCUUCGUCCCGGUGUAUAGAUCCGUUGAGGAGAGGGUUAGGGUUCUUGUUUGAGAGGGAAGCUUCAAUCCCAUGCUCUGAUUUCUGGCGGAGCUCGAGAUCGAGGAGAAUGGGGAUUAAGGAUGUUUUUCUUUGCCUUUUGGUCGCCAUUUCGGUGUGCUCGGCUGCUGCCAAUUCGAUCCAUGGAUGCGGUGGAUUCAUUGAGGCGAGUCCGACGCUGAUCAAAGCUAGGAAGACAACUGAUGCGAAGCUGGAUUACUCGCACAUUACUGUUGAGCUUCGCACGAUAGAUGGACUAGUCAAGGAGAGGACUCAGUGUGCUCCCAAUGGUUAUUACUUCAUCCCUGUAUAUGAUAAGGGUUCAUUCAUCAUCAAAGUUGUUGGACCUGAUGGUUGGUCAUGGAACCCUGCUAAUGUUCCGGUUGUUGUGGAUAGCAAUGGCUGUAAUGCAAAUGCAGAUAUCAACUUUCAAUUUACAGGGUUUAUGAUUACAGGAAGGGUUAAGGGAGCUGUUGGUGGUAAAAGCUGUUCUAAAAAGGAUGGAGGCCCUUCUGAUGUAAAGGUUCAACUCUUAUCGCCCUCUGAUGAUGUCAUUGCAUCUGCUUUCACAUCCACAACAGGGGAUUAUUCAUUUGUGAACAUAGCUCCAGGAAAGUACAAGUUGCAUGCAUUUCAUCCUAAUUUAGGAAUUGAAGUUCGAGGUGCUGCAGAGGUUGAGUUGGGGUAUGGAAAUGCUGCGGUCAAUGACAUUUUUUUCGUCUCCGGUUAUGAUAUCAGUGGCUUUGUUGUUGCUCAGGGAAAUCCAAUUUUGGGAGUUCACAUAUAUUUACAUUCAAAUGAUGUGUCAAAAGUGCCUUGUCCUCAAGGGGUUGGUGAUGCCUUGCAUCAAGAAAGAGCUCUUUGUCAUGUGAUAUCAGAUGCAGAUGGAAAGUUCACUUUCAGUUCAAUACCUUGUGGUGUUUAUGAGCUUGUACCAUAUUAUAAGGGAGAGAAUACAGUUUUUGAUGUUUCACCUCGUUCAGUGGUUGUAUCUGUGGAGCAUUGCCAUGUUACUAUUCCUGAGAAGUUUCAGGUUACAGGAUUUUCUGUUGGUGGUCGUGUUGUUGAUGGGAAUAAUGUUGGAGUUGAAGGUGCGAAAGUUAUGGUAGAUGGGCAACCCAAGGCAAUCACUGAUGGACAAGGGUUUUACAAGCUUGAUCAAGUUACAUCCAAGCAUUACUCUAUAUUGGCAGAGAAAACUCACUACAAGUUCCGUGUUCUAGAGAAUUUCUUGGUUCUUCCAAACUUGGCUUUCAUUGAUGACAUCAAGGCUAUCCACUAUGAUAUCUGUGGUGUUGUACGAAUGGUCACCCCAAAUUCAAAAGUAAAGGUUGCGCUAACUCAUGGGCCUGAAAGUGUCAAACCCCAAAUGAAACUGACAAAAGAGGAUGGAAGUUUCUGUUUUGAGGUCCCUCCCGGUGAAUAUCGGCUAUCUGCUCUGCCAAUAAAAUCAGAAAGUUCUUCCAGCCUUAUAUUCUCACCUUCGUAUGUUGAUGUGAAAGUUAACAGCCCUGUGCUUAAUGUAGAAUUUUUUCAGGCUCAGGUUAAUAUUCAAGGCUCUGUGCUUUGCAAGGAGAACUGCCAGUCCAUAUCUGUUUCACUAGUUAGACUUGUUGGUAAAGGCAUGGAGGAAAAAAAGACAACUAUAGUGGAUGAUAAAAGUGGCAACUUCAUGUUUGCAAAAGUCUUCCCUGGGAAGUACUUCCUUGAGGUCAGACAUGGUUCUUCAUUGAUAAAUCCUAAGGAGGAUGAUUGGUGCUGGGAUCGGAGUGUGAUUAACUUGGAUGUUGGUAUUGAGGAUAUCAAAGGAGCUGUCUUCAUGCAGAAAGGCUAUUGGAUAGAUGUAAUUUCUACUCACAAUACCGAUGCAUACAUCCGCGGGCCUGAUUCUUCUCGUGUUGAUUUGCUGAUAAAGAAAGGGUCACAAAGAAUUUGUGUCGAGUCUUCUGGAGUCCAUGAGCUUCAUUUUGUUAAUUCAUGUAUUUUCUUUGGAAGUUCAUCGGUGGAGUUUGAUACAAAAAAUCCUUUGCCCUUACAUCUCACUGGUGAAAAAUACCUUGUCCGGGGAGAGAUCCAUUUUGACCCGAUCAUAGGUUUGGAUGAAUCUGAUUUAUCUGAGAGCAUUAUUCUGGAUGUAAUUAAUAAAGACGGCAGUGUUCGUGACAUUAUUCAUCCAAGACUCAUCCCCGGUGGAAGUGGCCAGCAAGGCCGUGUCUAUGAAUACUCAGUUUGGUCUGAUCUUGGUGAGGAGUUUGUCUUUGUUCCUCGUGACUUAAGGGACACUAGUGAAAAGAAGAUUCUGUUUUAUCCAAGACAGCGCCAUGUGUCAGUCAGCAGCGAUGGUUGCCAAUCUGAUAUUUCACCAAUUGCUGGCCGAUUUGGGUUGUAUAUCAGUGGAUCAGUAUCUCCGGCUCUUUCUGGUGUUGAUAUAAAAAUUUUAGCAUUAGGUGACAGCAGCAAUGCUCCUUUAAAGGAAGGUGACCUGGCAUUGGAUACCAAGACAGGAGAAGAUGGCUCUUUUGUUGCUGGACCUCUGUAUGAUGAUACAAGUUAUAAGGUUGAAGCUUCAAUGGCUGGUUAUCAUAUCAAACAAGUGGGACCAUAUUCAUUCACUUGUCAGAAGCUUGGCCAAAUAUUGGUUUAUAUAAAAGAUGGAAAAGAACAUGGUGAAGUGUUUCCAUCUGUUCUGUUAUCUCUGAGUGGUGAGGAUGGCUACCGUAACAACUCGAUCAGUGGGCCUGGUGGUGCUUUCAAAUUUGAUAACUUGUUUCCUGGGAGUUUCUACCUUCGACCACUGCUGAAGGAGUAUUCAUUUUCUCCUGCAGCAGUGGCAAUAGAAUUGGGUUCUGGUGAAUCUAAAGUGGUUGUUUUCCAUGCAACACGUGUUGCUUACAGUGCUACGGGAAGUGUUUCAUUACUAUCUGGGCAGCCUAAAGAAGGGAUUUAUGUUGAAGCACGGUCAGAAUCUAAAGGAUAUUAUGAAGAAGCUUCUACUGAUCCCUCAGGAAAUUUCCGUCUCAGAGGGCUUCAUCCAGACACCACUUAUACAAUAAAGGUCGCGGUAAAGGAUCCCGGAGUCAUGGGAAUUGAAAGAGCAUCUCCUGAUGCUAUUUCUAUUAAUGUUGGAUCUGAGGACAUUAGAGGUGUCGAUUUUGUUGUAUUUGAGCAGCCAGAUAUCACCAUUCUAAGUGGCCACGUUGAAGGCGCUGAUCUUGUUACCCUUCAGCCACAUCUAUCUGUGGAGAUCAGAUCAGCAAGUGAUCCAUCAAAUAUUGAAUCUGCAUUUCCUCUUCCACUUUCUUUCUUUUUUGAAAUCCGCGAUCUGCCGAAGGGAAAGCACCUUGUUCAACUUCGCUCAGGUCUCCCAUCAAAUGUUCACAAAUUCGAAACUGAAGUUCUUGAAAUUGAUUUAGAAAAGCAACCCCAACUUCAUGUAGGCCCACUCCGAUAUACAUUUGAGGAGUAUCAUCACAAACAGGAUCCAACCCCAGCCCCAGUGCUUCCGCUUAUCGUUGGAGUUUGCGUUAUUGCUCUUUUUAUCAGUAUGCCAAGGAUAAAGGAUUUGUACUCAAUGGCUGUUGGAAUGACUCCCAUAGGUUCUAGUCCAGCUCCCACCAAGAAAGCAGAAGUGAAAAAACCAUUUUUGAGAAGGAGGAUAUAUUAGCCAGAAGUAAGCCUUUCUGUACUUUCAUCCCAUGGUAAUUCUCGGUCUCGUAUUUUUAACUUGGUCAAAUUGAGUAAAUCUUCACUGUAGAGCUUCUAUCAAUAGGAAUUAUAUAUCUCUAGAGGAUGUUAAAUUUUGAUUAUUGGUGACUUCAUCUGACAAUUAACAACAGGAUGAUUUGUCCCCAGGAGAACCAAUUUUGUGAACUUGAUUCUGGGAUUCCUAUGUGUUUUUUCCGAGGAAAAACAUAGAACCUUUCCUAUUAAUUAAUGUAACCCAGAUGGUGAUGAUGUGUUUUAUCAA